AUGAGUAAUUUUGAUUCCGGCUAUCAAUGGUAUCAGACUGAUUCGGCGGUCUAUGUCUCAGUUUUACGAAAGGGCGUCGAUUCCAACGCCCUUCAUAUUGAUUUUGAUUCGAAGUCAGUCAUAAUCUCAAUAAACGGUGAAACAAUUAAUAGAAUUAAUCUUGCCCACUCUAUUGAUCCAUCUAAAUCUUCCUUCAAAUGUACUUCCAUGAAAAUCGAACUCAAAUUAGCCAAAACUGAGAGUUUCCAAUGGAAUUGUUUAGAGGGUGUCGAUUCUAUGGCUUCUCUCAAAGUUAUUGAUGCUCCGGCUGCCACCCCAAGUGAUGGAGACAAGUCGAAGGCUGCCAAAUCUACCCGAAACUGGGACGCUGUAGCCAAAGAGGCUGAUGAAAUUGAGGAGGGUGAUCCCCUCAAUAAUCUCUUCCAAAAAAUCUAUAGUGAAGCUGAUGAAAACACUCGGAGAGCUAUGAUGAAAAGUUUCGUUGAGUCCAAUGGAACAGUGCUGAGUACAAACUGGGAUGAGGUCGGUAAAGGUAAAGUGGAAAUGAAGCCUCCAGAUGGGAUGGAAUUUAAGGAGUACGCCAAGUAG
Messenger RNA from Rodentolepis nana, 588 nucleotides. Lineage: Eukaryota; Metazoa; Platyhelminthes; Cestoda; Cyclophyllidea; Hymenolepididae. The record is from the annotation of a GenBank genome assembly.